UAGGUUAUCCAUGGAAAAUAAUAACAAUAAUAAUUUUAAAAAAAACCAUUGCCGAUUGACAUUUCUUCCACUCCUGAACAACAAAUUAGACCCCCGGUAUGGCGUCGACUACCGGCGACGAGAGGCCGACGGCGAAUGUCGAAGGUGCCUACCUUCUGGGGCAACCGAACUUCACAGAGCUCGACAAUGGCCGCUUCCGGUGCGUGGAGACUGGCCACGAAAUCCUCGCGAAGGACAGGGACUCCUACUCUCGGACCAAGCACUGUCGUCUCGGCCUCAUCGACUUCGCUUUGUCCCAUCAAAAAGCUCCUCUUAACAUGUUCGUGCAGGAUCCUCUCUUCAGUUCGAAGUUAAUAUGCAGACUUACGGGUGAUACCAUCAAUAAAACAGAGGAACAUAUAUGGAAGCAUAUUAGUGGCAGACGAUUCCUCAACAGAUUAGAGCAAGAGGAGUUACAGAAAGACGCAUUGUCUAAGUCAAGAAAGCAGCAACGCAAGAGGAAGGCUGCUAAGGCUUCAAAGUCAAGUACGGAACCUUUUAAAAGUAAAAAGAAGCGUCAGGAUUGUGACAAUGGAGGAAGGGGAUUGGCUUUAGAAUCAGUUUCAGAGCAUGUAAAUCAUGGGGCCAAUACAACAGUAUUAAAAAUGGAUCCUGGACCUAUUAACCCAACUAUAUUACAUUUGCAAUCUACACACCGUUCACAAUUGGUGUGGAUGGAUCAAUCUGCUAAUUGUUUGCAUUGUCGGAGGAGAGAAGCUAUUUUACAUCGCACUAUUGAUUUAGAUCCACGAAUGGUGCUGUACCUAAAACAAUCUGGAUUUUGGGGUGUUGCCCGUAUUGGAUUCACUCAAUUAGAUUGGCAUCUCAUAACUGCAAUGGUAGAGCGAUGGAGACCUGAAACCCACACAUUUCAUAUGCCUGGAGGAGAGUGUACAAUUACAUUACAGGAUAUAGCUAUCCAAUUUGGUUUGCCGGUUGAUGGAAAGGUAGUAACUGGAUCAUUACAACAUGAUUGGCCAAUGUUAUGCGAGGAUUUAUUAGGUGUACGACCUCCACAGCCACAACUUAGGGGCUCUAGAUUAAGCCUACCCUGGCUAACAUCACGUUUCACAAAGCUACCCCUCGAAGCAGAUGAGGUCAUGAUCAAACGUUAUACGAGGGCAUAUAUAAUGCAACUUAUUGGAGGAUUUUUAUUUGCAGACAAGUCUAGCACGUUUGUUCAUCUCAUGUUUCUCCCUCUCUUAAAUGACUUUGAAGAGGCUGGACGAUAUUCUUGGGGUAGUGCAUGUCUUGCAUGGUUGUAUCGAGAAUUAUGUCGAGCCUGUCAAAUUGACACAUUGGAGAUUGCAGGACCACUCAUAUUAUUGCAAGUGUGGGCUUGGGAUAGAUUUCCUACGAUUGCACCACAACGCAAAUCAACGACGCCUAAUGAACAUGUUGGAUGCCCACUUAGUGCUCGAUGGAGUGGCUCUUUAACUGUCACUAAGGUAUCCACACAUGUGCUAAGCCAAUAUCGAUACACAUUUGAUCGACUUACACUAAAUGAGAUGGUUUGGACACCUUACACGCCUGAGAUUAUGUCUACGUUACCAGCAUAUUGUCUUAACGGACAAGAUAUUUGGUUGACUAUAAGUCCUCUCAUAUGCUUCCAUAUUAUAGAAUGGCAUCGACCAGAUCGCGUAUUAAGACAAUUUAAAUUCCGACAAUGUGUGCCACCAAAUUGUGAUACAGAUAAGCAAUUGCAUCAAUUAGACUUGAGAGGUAAGCGUGACAAUGAUUGGAGACACCAACAUGCACAAUAUAUCUCAGCAUGGGGUUUGCGUCGAGAGUGUUGUGCAUCUGGUGAGGUAAUACAGGAUGGGAUAGGUGUUUCAGAUAACUACUUUUCUUGGUACAACUCAAUCACAAGGAGAUAUAUUACACCUCAAGGAGCUGCUUAUGACUACAUGGGAAAUAUUAUUAAGCAAAUACAUAAUAUUUCAUCACAAGGUGAGGUAAAGUCUCUAUGUGAGAGUUGCUUCAAAGUAAUGGACGAUCUUCAUGGUAGGAAUAGUGUAAGACCUAACGAUGUUAACAAGCAACAAAAUUCUCGUAGGCGUUCACAACCAAUUGUUUAGGACAACCUUGACGAUAGAGUCGAUGAUUAGAUUUUGACUAACCCUUGAUGGAUCUUGACAGAAUCACUAAUCUUUUGUAAUGCUACACCAAGAAUUUUGAAGAAUAUUGCAUCAAUUUUUGUUCAA
Benincasa hispida (wax gourd) is the source of this 2243-nucleotide messenger RNA. Its product is annotated as serine/threonine-protein phosphatase 7 long form homolog. NCBI's taxonomy places the organism in Eukaryota, Viridiplantae, Streptophyta, Magnoliopsida, Cucurbitales, Cucurbitaceae. The record is from RefSeq and is a predicted model, not a curated record. Gene Ontology annotation, biological process: meristem maintenance; meristem development.